Messenger RNA from Suillus subalutaceus, 1383 nucleotides. Its product is annotated as PLC-like phosphodiesterase. NCBI's taxonomy places the organism in Eukaryota, Fungi, Basidiomycota, Agaricomycetes, Boletales, Suillaceae. Bases 170 to 1243 code for a protein of 357 amino acids. The transcript has 7 exons. Gene Ontology annotation, biological process: lipid metabolic process. The record is from RefSeq and is a predicted model, not a curated record. Gene Ontology annotation, molecular function: phosphoric diester hydrolase activity.
GCCAAGUUCAAGCGAACAACACAGGACGAUCUACAUUGUACCUUCAGAGGCGCGAAACAACAAGACCACGUUCUCCUCGUCCGAGCCCAUUCCAAGAGCACAUCAUUCUCCCAGAAAUGCUCUCUUCUCAAGGUAUCUCGACGUACAUGGGAUAGUGCGACGAAGGAAUAUGAGCGAGGUGGAAAGUCGUCAAAGUCCCAGCAGAUUAGAAUGGGUAGUUUAUCGCAAUAAGUUGUCUCGCAAACAUCAUUGUUUGCUUAUUUUCCCUCGACGAGAUACAUCCUGUUUCUUGUCUCUCAUCCCCGAUGCUGUCCCUCUAUCAUCUUUGAUGCUUCCAGGAACUCAUGACACGAUGGCUUUUUAUGGAUGGCCUAUUGCCCAGUGUCAAUCGCCAAGCACCCCCCUCGAAAGACAACUUCACUCUGGCAUUCGAGUUCUCGACAUACGCUUAGCCAUCGUCGAUUCCCACCUCAUUUCAUACCACGGAAUAUACCCGGAACGCGCCCUGUUUUCGGAAAUCUUAUCAACGGUAUACACGUUCCUUACAACACCCUCGACCUCGCGCGAGACCAUAGUUAUGUCAAUCAAGCAGGAAGAUUCUGAUACGCAACGUUUCAGCAAGCUUGUACGGCAAGAGAUUGUUGCCUCGCCAGGGGGUUUGGGCAUGUGGUAUUUAGAAAAUAGAAUACCAACCCUGGGUGAGGUGAGAGGCAAGGUCGUAAUGUUCAGUCGUUUCGGCAGGGAUGGUUGUGACUGGGACAGCGCGGGUAUUGGAAUCCAUCCGCCUAUCUGGCCUGAUAAUGACAGACUCGGUUUUACUUGGAACUGUCAAGACACCCUGGUUCAGACUCACGACUGGUAUGCAAUCCCCACCUUCCUUUCUAUUCCCGAGAAAGUUGCUCUUUCAACCAAUAUCCUCGUUGAUUCCCGUGAUUCUUCUUCCCUGACCUUAUCGAUAUCAUUCCUUUCUGCAUUGUCAGUACCAUUAGCGCUCCCUCCCACAAUGGCCCGCGGCCUCGGAUGGCCCCAAUGGGGAAUUGGAUUUGAAGGUGUCAAUGCUCGAGUCGGCAAAUGGCUUCUCGAUCAGUUCGAUGAACGAGAAGAGAUUGACGUAGAUAGGGAACCGCGGAUCAGGGGUUGGGCACUCAUGGAUUUCUACGAAGACCCGAUGGGGCAAAGCGUUGUCCCGCUGCUUGUAGAAUGCAAUUUCAGAGGGAGACAGUGCGAGGAAGGUUGGGUGUGAGUUGCGGAAGAAUAAAAUCUUCAAGUCGGACUCCCUUUGGCUCUCUGCAGAAAGAAAUAUAGCAAUUUUCUGUAAUAGGUCGCGAGAUAUGCAUCUGGAAGAUGCAUGAUUUGCCCCAUGACGAUCACCUUCAUCCACUA